UUCUUUGUUUUUCUAGGUAGCAUCCAGUGCUUUGCUGCUGCAGUGCACAAUAGCUCUUCCCAAAUAAGUAGGAUAACUCCUGUACUUACAGCUAAAUUGUGCUUAAAAGCUGCAAUGCAUCAAGACCUUUAAAAUGUGUUAAGGCCCAGAGAUCUCAGGUCCACUGAGAGCUGGGUGCCUGGUGGUGUGACCUGGUGCAAUCUGGUGGUGUGAGCAGGAGGGACCCCUCGCAGAGUGCUGGAAUUCCUUAAAAAUCCAGCAACUGGGAAAUGACGAGUGUGAGGAACAGACUGCAGAACUGGACAUUCGGUGUCUGUGCAGGACUUUGAAUGCAGAAGUCACCACAAUGAUGCCAAGCUCUUAUACUGUGCUUUUUACUUAUAGCCAUGUAAGAACCUAAACAAGGAGACAUAAAUUAUUGACCAGAGAAUGGCCCACCGAAGCCCAAUCUUCCCAACUCUUGCCCCUUCUGAAAGACGGGUCCGAAACAUCCCUCUGCACAGCCAGGCACUGACAGCGGUCCCGCUGGCAUCCGCCAGCCUGGUGGAUCAGCUGGAGGACAGAAUCCUGAGCCAUGAGAAAACAACAGCGGCUCUUGUGGAACACGCUUUUCGCAUUAAGGAGGACAUUGUUUCCACGCUGCACAGAAUGCAGAACAAAGGGGGGGGUGACCGGUUGGCAAGGCAACUCCUGGAGGAACACAUCCGAAACAUAACAGCGAUAGUGAGGCAGCUCAAUCGGGACAUCGAGAUGCUGCAGGAACAGAUACGUGUCAGAGACAAUCUCAGCUACGGAACAAAUUCUACCCUGAAGAGUCUUGAAAUGCGGCAGCUUUCUGGCCUAGGAGAUCUUCGGGGAAGAGUUGCAAGGUGUGAUGCUGGGUUAGCCAGGCUGUCUGCAGAGCAUAAAAUUACGUAUGAAAGACUUCAGAGUCUAAGUAAAGACCAACACACCUCCAAGCUGAUCUUAGAAUCUAAAAUCAAAGAGGCAGAAAUACAGAUUUCUCAUCUGCUGAGCAGAGUAGAGCAAUCGAUAAUGCAACAAGAAGCAAAGCUGAAGAUUGCCUACAAAGAGAGCAACCAACAGCUGCAAGUCCUGGACACAAAAUUAAAAGACGCUGUUGAGGAGCUCAGCAAUCAGAUUUUGUCUGCGCGGAGCUGGUUGGAACAGGAACAUGGAAGGACUGAAAAAGAGCUCGUACAAAAAAUUGACCAACUCUCCCUGACUUUUAAGGAAAGUACUGAAAUGAGUGAGAGAGGUAUUGAGAUGAAAUUCAACCAAAUGGCAGAGAAAAUUGAGAGAAUAGAAGAAAUGCAGAAGAUAACCAUGGAAGCACAUGAAGCAAAACAGACUGAAGAAAAGAUAAAUAUUCGCAUUAUCAAACUUCAAAAUGAGAUAAAUGAAGAUAUAAAAGAAAUGAAAGCUGAAGUUAACGCUGGCUUUGCAGCUAUCUAUGAGAGCAUUGGGUCUCUACGGCAAGUUCUAGAAGCCAAAAUGAAGCUGGACAGAGAUGAACUACAGAAGCAGAUCCACCAAAUGAAGCAGGAGGUUCCAAGGUGGGGAGAGGCUGGACCAUUACUUACUGCUCACAGCAGUAAAUGCAAGCUGUUCAUGGAUAACUGGCAAUGA
Cyanistes caeruleus (blue tit) is the source of this 1629-nucleotide messenger RNA. The record is from RefSeq and is a predicted model, not a curated record. NCBI's taxonomy places the organism in Eukaryota, Metazoa, Chordata, Aves, Passeriformes, Paridae.